Ilyonectria robusta is the source of this 877-nucleotide messenger RNA. RefSeq names its product EthD domain-containing protein. Lineage: Eukaryota; Fungi; Ascomycota; Sordariomycetes; Hypocreales; Nectriaceae. The record is from RefSeq and is a predicted model, not a curated record. Gene Ontology annotation, molecular function: oxidoreductase activity. The coding region runs from base 217 to 753 and encodes 178 amino acids. The transcript has 2 exons.
UACACACCCAUGUUCAAUAAUUACAUGCAGGCCCUUGUUACCUGCAGCUAAAUACCUGCAGCCAAUGCUACCAAUAUGCCGUCGAUAUGUCAGGCUCCGCUCCACGCAUCGCACAAAAGCCUGCGGGAAUUUCCUGUACUCAGGACCUCUCUUGCUUCUUCCACCUACCUGUCUUCCUCCACUCUACCUCUCACACACUGAAUCUAACCAGACGCAAUGGUUCGUUUCACACCCACCGUCGCCGUUCUCACGGCUCUGGUUGGAGCGACGCUUGCUUCGUGCUACUCCAACACAGGCCUCCUCCAGAUGGUCACCUACGUCAAGCGCCGUCCUGACCUCACUCGCGACGAGUUCUGGCAGUACUGGGAGACUCAGCACGCGCCCAAGGUGGUGCCAUUGGCUACCCACUUCAACAUCACGCGCUACCAACAGGUCCAGGUUGGAGGCAAGAUCCCCCCCACUGCAGCUGGAGCCUCUGAGCCCGACUCCAGCGAGCUCGUCGACUUCGACGGCAUUGCCAUGUUCUUGUACGCAUCGUCCGAUGUCCUGACCGCAAUGCUCUCACACCCUUACUACCUCGAGGUUGUCGAGCCUGAUGAGCACGUCUUUAUCGACAAGGAGGCUUUCGGCGGCGGUAUGGUUGCAACAUAUAUCGGCAAGAACAUUGAGGCUGUGGAUCGGGCCAAGGAUGUCUGGGUUGGCGACAAGGCCACGAGGAAGAAGUACCAGAAGCUAUUCAAAUCUUACCUGUGAGCAAGAGAUGCUCUGGUAUACAGUAAUACAUAAUGCUGCGCCUAGACAGAAUGUCCCUGAUUUUGCUCUUAUUAUAAAACGCAGUUCGGCUAUUUAGCUCACUUAUUGCUGGAAGGAGAGCCGU